AAGGAAUGGAGGACAAAGAAUCCUUGUGGUUGAUGCAACUUGUUGAGAUCAAGGCUAAGCUGAGCGUGAAGGAGUUUGAGGCAAGAUGGAUUGGUUGGGCUGGUGUUAAUGUCCCGGAUGAGAUUGGCCAGAAGGCACUUACUAGAGCUUUGGCUGAAAAGAGGUGCAUACCAGUAUUCCUUGAUGAAGAGAUUGUUCAUCAAUAUUAUAAUGGCUACUGCAACAACAUGUUAUGGCCUCUUUUUCAUUAUCUUGGACUUCCACAAGAAGAUCGGCUUGCCACAACUAGAAGUUUUCAGUCUCAAUUUGCUGCAUAUAAGAAGGCUAAUCAAAUGUUUGCUGAUGUAGUGAAUAAGCACUAUGAAGAGGGUGAUGUUGUUUGGUGCCAUGAUUACCAUCUAAUGUUCCUCCCGAAGUGCUUAAAAGAACACAAUAGUAAUAUGAAAGUUGGUUGGUUUCUCCACACACCCUUUCCUUCUUCUGAAAUCCAUAGGACACUUCCAUCUAGAUCAGAGCUACUGCGUUCAGUUCUUGCUGCUGAUUUAGUCGGAUUUCACACCUAUGACUAUGCAAGGCAUUUUGUUAGUUCUUGUACUCGUAUUCUUGAACUGGAGGGCACACCUGAAGGAGUUGAGGAUCAAGGGAGGCUGACUCGAGUUGCUGCUUUCCCUAUAGGGAUAGAUUCUGAUCGUUUCAUAAGAGCACUAGAGGCCCCGCAAGUCCAGGAUCAUAUCAAAGAUUUGAAAGAAAGAUUUGCUGGCCGAAAGGUAAUGUUAGGUGUUGAUCGCCUUGAUAUGAUUAAAGGAAUUCCACAAAAGAUACUUGCAUUUGAAAAAUUUCUUGAGGAAAACUCUCUUUGGCGUGAUAAAGUUGUUCUGCUGCAGAUUGCAGUGCCAACACGUACUGAUGUUCCUGAGUAUCAAAAACUUACAAGUCAAGUUCAUGAAAUUGUUGGGCGCAUAAAUGGUAGAUUUGGAACAUUGACUGCUGUUCCAAUACAUCAUUUGGAUCGCUCUCUUGACUUUCAUGCCUUGUGUGCAGUGUAUGCUGUUACCGAUGUUGCACUUGUAACUUCUUUGAGGGAUGGAAUGAAUCUUGUCAGUUAUGAAUUUGUGGCAUGCCAAGAUUCAAAGAAAGGCGUUCUCAUUCUUAGUGAGUUUGCAGGAGCAGCACAGUCUCUGGGUGCUGGAGCGAUCCUUGUGAACCCUUGGAAUAUCACCGAAGUUGCUGAUUCGAUACGCCAAGCUUUGACUAUGUCAUGUGAGGAGAGGGAGAAGCGACAUCGGCAUAAUUUUACACAUGUGACAACCCACACUGCUCAAGAAUGGGCUGAAACUUUUGUGAGUGAACUAAAUGAUACAGUAAUUGAGGCUCAGCUAAGGACAAGGCAAGUUCCACCUAUUCUUCCAGAAGAAGAUGCAAUUAAACGUUAUCUGCAGUCUAAUAAUCGGUUGCUCUUACUGGGAUUCAAUGCAACAUUGACUGAACCAGUAGACACUGCACGGAGAAGAGUUGAUCAAAUUAAAGAAAUGGAACUUAAGUUGCACCCAGAGUUGAAAGAAAUAUUGGUAGCACUAUGCAGUGAUCCAAAGACAACCAUUGUUGUUCUAAGUGGGAGUGACAGAAAUGUCUUAGAUGAGAACUUCGGUGAGUUUGACAUGUGGUUGGCAGCAGAACAUGGAAUGUUUUUACGCCUUACCAAGGGAGAAUGGAUGACAACAAUGCCAGAACACUCAAACAUGGAAUGGGUUGACAGUGUGAAGCAUGUUUUUGAGUACUUCACAGAACGGACACCCAGAUCACAUUUUGAACUUCGUGAAACAUCACUUGUGUGGAAUUACAAGUAUGCAGAUGUUGAAUUUGGAAGACUUCAAGCUAGGGAUAUGUUGCAGCAUCUCUGGACAGGCCCAAUUUCUAAUGCAUCUGUUGAUGUCGUCCAAGGUAGCCGAUCAGUUGAGGUUAGAGCAGUUGGUGUUACAAAGGGUGCUGCUAUUGAUAGAAUACUGGGAGAGAUUGUUCACAGUAAAUCCAUGACAUCACCAAUUGAUUAUGUCCUGUGUAUUGGGCAUUUUCUGGCAAAGGAUGAAGAUGUGUACACCUUCUUUGAGCCAGUGCUACCUUCUGAUGGCGUAGGUAUUGCAAGAACCAAGCAAACUGAUGGCUUAAAGUCACCAGGGGAAAGGCGUCCUUCUUUGAAGCUUCCAGCUAGUAGAAGUGGUUCAAAAUCAUCUCAAGGUAAGACACAACGACCUUCCUCAAAUCCUGACAAGAAACUUACCAACCAUAGCAGUGGGGGUGGUCGGCGGCAGUCACCGGAAAAGAUUUCAUGGAAUGUUCUUGAUCUCAAGGGAGAUAAUUAUUUCUCCUGUGCUGUUGGGCGAACCCGAACAAAUGCUCGCUAUCAACUACAAUCAUCUGAUGAUGUCGUAUCUUUUCUAAAGAAACUAGCCAAUGCAUCUUCUUGAGACAAAUGUUGCCAGUUACAAGAUUCUCAUCUCCCGUUUGCAGUGAUGCAUCCUCUCAUUCAGAAACCGAAAGUUUCGAGAACCAGGCUUUGGAUUUUGAAAGCAUAUCAGGCAACAGAGAGAGUGCUUUUAGAUGUGAAUGGUGUAGCAUCACUAAUUAUUCUAUGCCUACCAAAACAGGAACCUUGGUUUCACUUAAUUGAAAGCAUAAAAUUGAGAGAUUAGAAUAGAACAGGAUCAAACCACAGUAAAGUUCUUUGGUGAAAGAUCCAUAGUCUAAUGCUAGUUACUUAAAUUAUGUUAACAUGGGGAUUUCUGCUUAUAUUCUCUUAGCAAAAUGUUUUUAUAUCUGUGCCCUUGGGCCAUUAGAAGGUGUUUCAGAAGUCACCAGGCACCAGCCCCUAUGUCUAUAAGAUGCACCAGAGUAUGCAUUUCUACUUUGGAGGCCAAGCAAUAUCUAUAUGUUGAAUUUUCUAA
Molecule: messenger RNA, 2942 nt
Organism: Hevea brasiliensis (rubber tree)
Lineage: Eukaryota; Viridiplantae; Streptophyta; Magnoliopsida; Malpighiales; Euphorbiaceae
Product: alpha,alpha-trehalose-phosphate synthase [UDP-forming] 1
Exons: 17
Coding region: 6-2465 (819 amino acids)
Biological process (GO): trehalose biosynthetic process
Cellular component (GO): cytosol
Molecular function (GO): alpha,alpha-trehalose-phosphate synthase (UDP-forming) activity
Source: RefSeq, a predicted model, not a curated record